AUGCUGUUGAUUCAACCUCUGAAAAUCGAUGAUAUUAAUAUUGUCAUCAAAGAUAUUGAUGAUGAAGAUGACCAGCCACAACCACAGCUAUCUCAACAUCCCAUACAAUUGCAACCAUUCUCACAACCACAGCCACAGCAUCCUGCAUUACUAUCACCCAUCGAUGUCAUCGAUGAUGACGAAUUAUUGGCUAUUUUGGGCUUGCCAGCAUCUGCGUCAAGCAGUGCCGCCUCUACCACCGUUAACUCACCUGUCAAUGAGUUAUCUCUACUGGAUUGGAACGAUAUGCCGGAAUUAUCAGAAGGCGAAGAAGAAUAUCUUGUUAAACCUCAUUCUACAGCAAACAAGCGAAAGUUUGAGGAUGACAUCUUUGCUGAAUAUGACUUCGAAGAAGCCAAUCCAUUCACAAAAAAAAUGUGUCAGCACCAACUGCAAGUCCACCUCAAUUGA
Molecule: messenger RNA, 450 nt
Organism: Mucor velutinosus
Lineage: Eukaryota; Fungi; Mucoromycota; Mucoromycetes; Mucorales; Mucoraceae
Exons: 1
Coding region: 1-450 (149 amino acids)
Source: RefSeq, a predicted model, not a curated record